CCAACGCGAUCGCCGCCAAAUGCAGGAAAAGAUGCGAAUACUUCUGUAUGUACAGAAGGCUGCGUUGCACUUCAUUGAUGCAGCCAGCCAAUAUGAUCAGCCAAGCAUUGCAGAAGAGGUGAGGCAGGCCGGUUUCCAGAUUGACCCAGAAGAACUUGCUUCCAUUGUCCGUUCUCAUGAUUCCAAACGCUUGGAGUUGCAUGGAGGAGUGAGAGGUUUAGAACAAAAGUUAUCUCUCUCACUGGAAAAUGGUGUACCCUUGUGUGAGAUUGCGAAAAGGCAAAAACUUUUUGGGCUGAAUAAAUUUGUAGAGAAACCUUCCAGACCUUUCUGGAUGUUCCUGUGGGAUGCCCUUCAGGAUCUAACACUCAUCAUCCUCAUGGUUUGUGCCGUCGCCUCUAUAUCCAUUGGGAUUGCCACGGAAGGGUGGCCGAAGGGCGUUUACGAUGGGGUGGGGAUUCUCCUGUGCAUUCUCUUAGUGGUUUUGGUUACUGCCAUCAGUGACUACAGACAAUCACUGCAAUUCAAGGACUUGGAUCAAGAAAAGAAAAACAUCAAAAUUCACGUGACCCGGGACGGGAAAAGGGAAAAGGUUUCAAUCUUUGAUUUAGUUGUGGGGGAUAUCGUCCACCUGUCCAUUGGAGAUCAAGUCCCUGCAGACGGGCUGUUCAUAUCAGGCCACUGCAGCUUAUCAGUUGACGAAUCCAGCUUGUCGGGGGAAAGCGAACCGGUAAACAUUGAAGACAAAAACCCGUUUCUCCUCUCAGGGACCAAAGUGCAAGAUGGGUCGGGGAAAAUGGUUGUGACAGCUGUCGGAAUGAGAACCGAAUGGGGAAGGCUGAUGGUUACCUUGAGCGAAACCGGAGAAGAUGAGACUCCAUUGCAAGUUAAGCUAAAUGGAGUGGCCACGAUUAUAGGGAAGAUCGGGUUGGCUUUUGCUCUCUUGACAUUCUUGGUUCUCACAGGAAGGUACAUAUCAGUAAAGGCAAGUCAUGGUGAAAUCUCAAAAUGGUCAGGGAGGGAUGCAUUGAGUCUCAUGAACUUCUUCGCCAUCGCAGUGACUAUACUGGUUGUUGCUGUUCCAGAAGGAUUGCCAUUGGCAGUGACAUUAAGCUUAGCUUUUGCCAUGAAGAAACUGAUGAGCGACCGCGCACUUGUCAGACAUCUCUCCGCGUGUGAGACGAUGGGUUCUGUCACCUGCAUUUGCACAGACAAGACUGGAACAUUAACCACAAACCACAUGGUAGUGACUAAGCUGUGGGUAUCAGGAGAAACCAAGUCACUAAAUCAGAUUAGUGACCCAAAAAACACAAUGAAGUCUUUGUAUUCAGAAAAGGCUUUGACGAUCCUUCUGCAUUCCAUAUUUCACAACACGGGUGCAGAAGUGGUGAGGGACAAAAACGGAAAAAAUAACAUAAUUGGCUCUCCAACAGAGACAGCUCUGUUAGAGUUCGGUUUGACUCUUCAGGGAGAUUUCCAUUCGAAAAGCAAGGACACAAAGAUUGUGAAGGUCGAGCCUUUCAACUCAAUAAAAAAGAAAAUGUCUGUUCUUGUGGCACUUCCUGGGGGUAGUGGGCAUCGGGCAUUCUGUAAGGGUGCAUCGGAAAUCAUAUUAAAAAACUGCAAUAGAGUUCUUGACAAAGAUGGCCAGUCUGUGACUCUGUCCGAUGAACAAAGGAAUAAUAUAUCGAAUGUUAUAAACAUGUUUGCUUGUGAAGCUCUUAGAACGCUUUGUUUGGCUUUUCAAGACGUGGAAAGCGGUGAUAGUAUUCCGGAAAAUGAGUAUACUCUCGUAGCAGUUAUUGGAAUUAAGGAUCCAGUUAGGGAAGGUGUGAAAGAAUCUGUUCAGACUUGUUUGGCUGCUGGAAUUAAAGUGAGAAUGGUCACAGGUGAUAAUAUCAAUACUGCUAAGGCCAUAGCAAAAGAAUGUGGGAUACUGACUGAAGAUGGUGUAGCCAUUGAAGGUCCAGACUUUCGUGACAAAAGCCCUCAGGAAAUGAAGGAUAUAAUGCCAAAGUUGCAGGUGAUGGCUAGAUCUCUGCCAUUGGACAAACACAAAUUAGUAACUAUGUUGAGAAGGGAUUUCCAAGAAGUGGUGGCAGUGACAGGUGAUGGGACUAAUGAUGCUCCUGCUUUACAUGAAGCUGAUAUCGGAUUAGCCAUGGGCAUUGCUGGAACAGAGGUUGCCAAAGAAAAUGCUGAUGUUGUGAUAAUGGAUGAUAACUUCACAACUAUAUUGAAUGUGGCAAAAUGGGGCCGCUCUGUCUAUAUUAACAUACAAAAGUUUGUUCAGUUCCAGCUUACUGUAAAUGUCGUUGCUCUUACAACAAACUUUGUUUCCGCUUGUAUUUCAGGCUCAGCACCCCUUACUGCUGUUCAGCUCCUAUGGGUGAAUAUGAUAAUGGACACUCUUGGAGCUUUGGCACUAGCAACUGAACCUCCUAAUGAUGAACUUCUGAAACGGCCCCCCAUUGGAAGGACAGUCAAUUUCAUCACAAAGGUCAUGUGGAGGAAUAUUUCAGGUCAAAGCAUAUAUCAGCUAGCUAUCCUUGGUGUCCUCAAGUUCAAUGGAAAGCAUCUCCUAAACCUUGAAGAUGGUCCAGUUUCUUCUGCAACUCUUGACACCAUGAUUUUCAACACCUUUGUGUUCUGUCAGGUAUUCAAUGAAAUAAACAGCAGGGACAUGGAGAGGAUAAACAUUUUCAGAGGAAUGUUUAGCAGUGGGAUAUUCAUGGGGAUUAUAGUCUCGACAGUGGCAUUUCAGGUAAUAAUGGUGGAGUUCUUGGGGGCAGUUGCAGAUACAGUACCAUUGAGUUGGAAUCUAUGGUUAGCAAGCAUACUGAUGGGGGCUGCAAGCUUGAUUGUCGGAGCUCUCCUGAAAUGCAUCCCUGUUAUACUAACCAAAGACACUG
Messenger RNA from Cuscuta europaea, 2912 nucleotides. NCBI's taxonomy places the organism in Eukaryota, Viridiplantae, Streptophyta, Magnoliopsida, Solanales, Convolvulaceae. The record is from the annotation of a GenBank genome assembly.